AUGCGAGGAGGUGCCAAGCGAGUUGGCGGUUCACCUGAUGUGAUAGCGGCUCGGAGCGAGGACGAUUUCUGGUCUACCUUCAACCUGUACUAUAUGACGAGGGCGGAUUCCGUAGCGGGUGGUGAUGAAGCGAACGGUGAUGGAGGUGAUGACAGCGGUGAUAGGUGCCCUGAGGAGUGGAAGGCGGAUGGGAGCGAGGCGGCCGCUUUCAGUUCAGAGCUUUCCACUGAUGGAAUUGUAAAAUUAUUAAAAAUGUUCAUACGCAUUUUAAUUGUGACUACGGCGCAGUUGCCAAGUCGCAGGCAUCGAGAGGAAUCGCCCGAAGAAGACGUCUCCACGCAGAGCCGGCGGCGGCACGAGGCGCAGAACGCCUUCAUGAACGAGCUGCUCGACCAAUGGGAGUUGAUAUUCGGCCCGCCGCCGAAGCACCACGCGAAGAGCCAAUGGCUGCUGUUGGACGAGGCGGCGCUGCUCGCGGCCGCGCAGCCGGCGGGCGGCGAGGGCGGAGCGGGGCGGGGGCGGGGGCGGGGGCGGGGGCGGGGGGGGGGCGGGGGCGGGGGCGGGGGCGGGGGCGGGGGCGGGGGCGGGAGCGGGGGCGGGAGCGGGCGCCGCUUGCACGCGCCGCUCCGCUCUGUUGACGGCGGCGCUCAAGUUCGCGGCGGACUGCGCGCACGGCGCCCUGCUGCAGCGCUGCUCGCGUCUGAGCGAGGUGGGCCACGAAACGCGAGGCGUCUCGGUGCGAAACGAUCGGGCUGCGAAACGCGGGGCGAU
Messenger RNA from Iphiclides podalirius (scarce swallowtail), 771 nucleotides. Lineage: Eukaryota; Metazoa; Arthropoda; Insecta; Lepidoptera; Papilionidae. The record is from the annotation of a GenBank genome assembly.